AUGAAGAAGAAGAAAGAGAGACUAGAAAGCAUCGAGAACUUCGAGUCGCUCCUCGCCUUCCAGCCACUGCCGUCCUACUCCCACCAGCCGCCCCCCUCGCCUCCGAGAGUGUUCCCCACUCUGUUCGCAUCCAAAAAGGGCAAGACAAAGGAGGCUCUUUCUGCUCCGCCACCAGUUCCUCCGCCGCCGGCAGCUCUGCGCAAGACAAGGGCAAAACCAGAUGCAGUUUCUCAGUCAACUGCAAAUUUGAUCGCUAUCAAGAAAUCUCAUGCUCCGGUGACAAUGACACCAAACUACGACGAGUCUUCCGAUGACAGCGGGACCUCGUCACCGUCAACCCCUAUGCCUCCACCGCGGCCACCUUUCGAGGUGCCGUCGUGGACGUUUGCCAUGAGCGGCCACCACGUGCAGAUCAAGAGCCCGAACGCCCAGCGCCAUAAAUCACCAGAUACUGAAGAUGAUGAGGACAGCAUCUCGGAGACGAUUGAGAGCGCUUCAAACGCAUCAUCGGAAGCGACAUCACUGCUGUUCAGUCCGAGCCCGGAUGUGAACGAGAGGGCCGGCAAAUUCAUCGCGACGUUCAAAGCUUGGUUGAACCAGGAGAAGACGAACUCCACGAAGCGGAGAAGGUCCAAUCUGGGCCCAGAAAUAAUAGCAUGA
This is a messenger RNA of Eucalyptus grandis, 660 nucleotides long. RefSeq names its product phosphatase and actin regulator 4A-like. The coding region runs from base 1 to 660 and encodes 219 amino acids. Lineage: Eukaryota; Viridiplantae; Streptophyta; Magnoliopsida; Myrtales; Myrtaceae. The transcript has a single exon. The record is from RefSeq and is a predicted model, not a curated record.